GUAUCUUGUUUUCUUUCAUCCACCUCUUUUUCUUUCUCCAUAAUCCUCUUUCCAUCCAUAGUCCCCACUCCACUUUCUUUUUCCUUUUCACUCUUUGACGCUCCAAGAGUUCCUCUCUCACCCUAAACGUACCCUGUAUCCCACUCCACUUGUCCAGAUAAACGGAUCAACCAACCCUAUAGUCACUCCUUCAGUACUUGCCACCCUUCUUGUCCUUACCCGUCCAACAUGUCCUCUCUCUCAAACAUCUCAGACAAUGUCCCCACCCAAAUCCCGAUCACCGAACAAACCUCUCUUUCCGGUACUGAUACGAGUCUGAACAAUGUACCUUGUAUCACGCUUGAACGACCACAAAAAGGCCUAGAUGGUCAAAAGUCGGAUGAUAAUGAGGCGAGAGCUGAAAGCAAAGGUGCUCAGGGUGGCGAGUCUUUGGGAAAUGCCCUAUCGACUGAUUAUUCCCAACACAAGCCAGGUGUUCAUCAUGAUUCAACAGGUCGAGUAAAGGCGCAGGACGCCAACACUGCUCCCAAGCAUGAUACGCACCUCGCCAAAGAAAACUCUUUCCCAACUCUUCAUCCAGCGCCUUUUAACCCCAGUCCUUUUCAGCACCAUACAAAUCCUUUUGUCUUUGUCCCCCCUCUCCCAUAUCUUGGAGCCCUAGGCCAAAUUGCUUUACCACCUUCUGGCUCAUAUCCACAAAGGCCGCUGACCGCUGGCGGAUCCAGUGAGUUGAUGUGGAACCAUCAGUUUAACAAUGGUCAUCCAUACCAGGAUCAAGGCCACAGUCAUUUUGAGGGGCCGGACAGCUUGAAGAGGCCUUACAGUGCCCCAUCGGAGGGUAAUUUGAAGAGGGCGAACAAGAAGAUGAGGGGAGUUGAUGAGGCAAGCGGUGGAUAUUCUUCGGGAGCCGAUCGGGUGCAUGGUUAUUUGGCUCGAGAGUUUGACCCAAGCAUCUUGAAGGAGCACCCAGAGAACGGUGCUGAGCACAUUACAAAGUCAAACUACUUUCAUCCGGCCCUUGGAAAAGCAAAAGGAACACAAACUUCUGCUCGUAACAACAUUCAGGAUCCCUCGGAUAUAGCCGUACCUGCUGUCGCCAAAAUCCCAGCAAACGAUGGCAUCUCUACUGCUACUACUUGUCGCCCAAACCGACACAGCUUUAAUACUUGGUUUCAAUACAUGCCUUCAGGACAUAUACUAGCCAACAAGCAUACCACUCCCCAUGGCCCGAACGACUCUGGAAGCAUCGCAAAGGCCGUCAUCGCUGGACGUUCGUUUGAUAUCCGGCAUCCACCUGUCCUUCGGUCGACGGCCAACAGCCAUAUCGCCAUGCCAACUUCCGAUGACAGCUAUACGGCCAACAGUUCCGACUAUGCGGGUAUGUCGCUUGUGACUCCAUCAAUCCGCAACUUGAUUUAUCAGCCCGAUCCCUCUAUGCACCUGAACAAGGAUACUGGCAGCGGCUCUCCUUCGCAGGCUUAUGGAUACCCUCCUCUGUACACCCAGCACCUACCACCUUGGCUAAACACCCCUGGAUCGACUCAGCAAUUUGCCUUUGGAUCCCGCCUUGGAACGUCGCCUACACCUGGUCAGGACGUAUUGGAUAAUGAACUUUUCAACGCCAAGGAGAGACCGCAAACUGUCCCGGCCUCGAGUAAUCUUAUGCCCUUUGGUUCCUCAUCAAGUACAAACUUGCCUUCAGCAUUCGAUAGACGCAUGUCUUUUCCCUUUAUCUCUCAGCCACCAAUCAGCCCCUACUUGGACGCCGAUGCCCAACAACUCCCUCUAUUGCUCCGCUCACUGGAUACCAGCGUGGCCACGACGACGACUAUCUCGGCAACGGCCCCCGCCUCUGUUUUGGAAGACAAUGACGAUGGGCAUCCUCUCUCUUCGAGAACUAUCCAUCCCACUUCAUGGAUUACGGACGACCUGUAUCAGUUUACGAGCCAAGGCCAGAAGAAGACUGACCUGACAAGAAAUCCCGAGAAGAAGACCAAGGCAGAGACGUCCACUUUUUGUUCGUGCCCUGUGAUGCAUGCUCCCAAAGCGGGAGAGAUUGGAGGUGGGAAAUAUCAUAUGUGUUCAACCAGAGUAAGCGCCAAAAGGGCAAAAGUACAGGGGCAUACCAUGUGCUCAUACUGUAUUGGCCGUGACGGGCAUGUUGAGGAAUACGUUUCUGAUCGUAUGACCGCUGGCAAUCCCGACAAGCUCUGCCUGCUGUACAUCAUGUAUAGGGAAGCCAAGGACAAGAACAGCUCAAAACCUGGAGACAAUAAUCGCUGGCAAAAGUUUUGGGAGCUUCAUCGCGGUGAAUUGGUUAACGAAGCACAAGCAGAAGCUCUUUUGAAAAAGUACAAGGAUAACCCUGUAAAGCAUGGCGAAGGUACCGAUACCUCUGGCAGCUCUGCAGAACCCGAGUUUCCUCCCGACCGCUCUACCGUUUCCUCCCUUCAUCCAUCGUCUGCGUCCACAGCUCGCACCACCACCACCACAACAACCCUAUCGAGCGUCAUGCCUUUCAAGAGUACACACUAUAUCGUCGACGAAAACAACAAGCUCGGUCAGCAAACAUUAGUGGGCGAUAACUAUAUUGGCGGCUUGGUGGAAGAAUACAACGUCGAUGUGGAUGAACCGGCGAGAGUCGAAAAGACCCUUGGCGGGCAUAGUCUCCUGAAAGGAGAUAUGGAAGAAUAUGAAGGUUUGAGUCGCGAGGGCAGGUUUAGUCUGACUCCUGACUCUCUCUAUUCGCCAGGAGGGGAUGACACCUCGUCUGAUGAAGGAUGGGGUGCGGAUGAUAGUCUUUUUGAACCUAGGUAUGGGGGAUCGCUUCUCAUUUGUGAGCAACUUUGAGAACGACCAAUGCCUCCAGUCUCCAAUACACACGCAAAUUGUUCAAAAGUUGUUUUUAACGUGUGAUAGGGUACGUGUUUUCGGUCUUUUGGUUUUUCGUUCUACUCGUUUGUUGUCUCUUGUAUUCUUUUGUACAUCUUGUUCUUGACCUACAUGUAUGUUCGCUAUCCUCUUACUGUCCGCCAUAUUACAGUUUGCGACGGCGACACACGAAAGUAAUGUUCCUAGGCUUACAAGGCCUUUUUAUGAGUAUGCAG
This is a messenger RNA of Cryptococcus deneoformans JEC21, 3107 nucleotides long. RefSeq names its product expressed protein. The transcript is spliced from 4 exons. The record is from RefSeq and is a predicted model, not a curated record. Lineage: Eukaryota; Fungi; Basidiomycota; Tremellomycetes; Tremellales; Cryptococcaceae. The coding region runs from base 229 to 2850 and encodes 873 amino acids.